Tetrahymena thermophila SB210 is the source of this 1095-nucleotide messenger RNA. RefSeq names its product transmembrane protein, putative. Gene Ontology annotation, molecular function: RNA binding; RNA helicase activity. NCBI's taxonomy places the organism in Eukaryota, Ciliophora, Oligohymenophorea, Hymenostomatida, Tetrahymenidae. The transcript has a single exon. The record is from RefSeq and is a predicted model, not a curated record.
AUGAAAUUACUCAAAUCGUUUUUAUCUAGAUUUAGAUUUUUUUAAAAUAGCACUUAUAAUUAAUAAAAUCAAGGGCCAUUAGCAUACUUGAGGAGCAAAAUUUAAGCAAUAUCUUUUAUUCCAGGAAGAUAAAAUGCCAAUUUUAGAUUAAUAGCCCCUAGUAAUGAAGAAAAGCUAGGAUUACCAUAAAAUAAUAAUAAUUAAAACAUCCCUUAAAUAGGAUCAUUUAUUCAUCUUUCAAGUCUUUCUUAAAUGAAUAGUACUUCAAUUUAGAACCAAGAUUUUCAUAACUUUAAAUCUACCCUUGAGAAAACUAACUAUUAGUUACUCUUCAAAGGCGCUCCUCCUUUAAACUUGAAAGUAUUAGAAAAGUGGAGCGAUCUUCCAAUAGUUGCCUCAGUUAAAAAUUUACUUACAAAAAGCUUUGGAGAGAACCUUUCCCCUCUUGAAAAAGUAGUUUUACCUUCAAUUUUGAGUGGGGAGAAUCACGUUAUUUAACAUUUAGCUGAUAGAGCUACUAAUAUGAUGUUUUUAAUCCCUGCUAUAAUGUUUCUUCUGUAGAUAGAUCCAGUAGAAGAAGAAUAAAAUUAGAUCAAAGUUUUAAUUCUAGCUAAGGAUGAGCAAAGUGUGUAAAGUGUCAAUGAAGACAUAACCUAAUUAAAAUCUAUCUUUUCUUAGGGAUACAAUUUACAUCAUCUUUAAUAACAGGUGGUUGUUGAUACUCCUAAAAAUAUACUCUCUUAAUUGAAAGAGAAUAAAAUUAACCUUAAAUUUGUAAAAUACUUUGUUGUAAACGAUUUAACAGCUAUGUACGAAUAAGGGUACGAAAGCGAUAUAAUCGCUGUCAACUCUUACACUUCUGCAGAAAAGUAAACUGUCAUUGUUUCAGAAAAGCUUAGAAACGACUAUCUCGUAAUUGAUAAUCUGAUGGCUAAUUUCAAAUUCUAUAUUUAUGUCCUUACACAAUACGCUUAAGUAGUACUUGAAGACUAUGCUUUCAAGGCUAGUCUCUGGACUAUUCUAAUGCUCUUGUUAAUAAUUUGCUAUCUUACAUAUAAAAUCUAAUCUAAUCCUGAUAAGAAGAAGGAAAAAUGA